AUGCUGCAGCUGUGCCCGUGCCGCGGCGCGCGCGGGCCGCUGGAGGCGGGCAGGCCCCAGAGGGGCCGGACGGCGGCCAGGAGGACCGGGCGACCUGGCAUUGAGGUAUUGGCACUGGAUGCUGCGCUGCCAUUUGACUAUGAGGGCAAGAUGCAGAAGCAGCUCUCUCGUGAAAGGCAGUUGAAGAUAGGAAUUGUUGGGUUUGGGAAAUUUGGUCAAUUCUUGGCAAAGAGGCUGGUGGAGCAUGGGCACCAGGUUCUAGCAACAUCGCGAACUCCGUACGUUGAUGAGGCAACAGAGCUUGGAGUUGAAUUCUUCACAGAUGCACACGACUUUUGUGAAUCCCAUCCUGAUGUUGUCAUUCUGGCCACGUCCAUCAUAUCACUCGAGUCCGUGCUCUUCUCCCUGCCCUUUCAGAGAUUAAAAAGGAGCACAUUGAUUGUGGACGUCUUAUCAGUUAAGGUGUUUCCGAAACAGUUGUUCAUGCGGACCCUGCCUCCAGAGCUGGACCUUCUGUGCACACAUCCCAUGUUUGGCCCUGACAGUGGUCAGGGCUCCUGGAAGGGUUUGAAUUUCAUGUACGAAUGUGUGCGUGUUGGGGACAGCCCUGAGAGGCAGCAUAGAGUGCAGAGAUUUCUGCAGUUUUUCAAGUUGGAGGGGUGCAAUAUGAUAGAAAUGACAUGCGAGGAGCAUGACAAGAAGGCAGCCAGCACACAGUUCAUAACGCACACAGUUGGCCGCGUGCUUGGAGCAAUGGACCUGGAGUCGACGAAUUUAGACACAAAGGGUUACCAGUCCCUGGUCAACCUUGUUAGCAACACCACCCAUGACUCGUUUGACCUGUACUAUGGGUUGUUCAUGUACAAUCAGAAUGCAACGGAGGAGCUAGACAGACUGGAACGAGCUUUUCAGGACGUGAAGAGCCAGCUGUUCGACCAGCUGCAUGGUGUGCUUCGCGAGCAGCUGUUCCACAUGAAGAAAGAUGCUGCACAGGGUGCAGUUGAAUCGGGACCAGAUGCGCUACCAACAGACAGGGAAUCAGAGGUUCCCAUGCAACAAUCUGAGAAUGGGCAUCGUCCGUUCAAUUCUGAAGGCACAAACUCAGAUGCCUCCUUGGAAGGGACAUCUGCCUGA
This is a messenger RNA of Ostreobium quekettii, 1134 nucleotides long. NCBI's taxonomy places the organism in Eukaryota, Viridiplantae, Chlorophyta, Ulvophyceae, Bryopsidales, Ostreobiaceae. The record is from the annotation of a GenBank genome assembly.